Molecule: messenger RNA, 3000 nt
Organism: Saccoglossus kowalevskii
Lineage: Eukaryota; Metazoa; Hemichordata; Enteropneusta; Harrimaniidae
Product: patched domain-containing protein 3-like
Cellular component (GO): membrane
Source: RefSeq, a predicted model, not a curated record
AUGGCGUUUGAUUUUUUCGAGAGACGUUUGAAAGUUGCCCUGUGUCGCUACGGCAGAGUUGUCGGUAACUACCCAAUCCCAUUUAUCGUCCUCCCGCUUAUGCUCACAUUUUCGCUCGCCGUGGGUGGAUUUUAUUUCACGGGUAACAAUGACAUCGAAUAUUUAUUUACACCGACAGACGGACCGGCCAAGAAGGACAGAGAUUUAUUGGAUAGUCUUUUUCCGAUGAAUUACUCUGGGGAAUUUCUCGCCAAUCGUCAGAACGAUUUCGGAAGAUACGCCAGUGUUAUUAUUUACACGAAAAAACAGAGUGAAAACAUACUCGCUGUCGACUCCCUGCGCGAAAUAUUCGAAUUCCACGACCACGUGACAGAAACGAAGACAAGUAUUGGGAGAGAAGAGUACUCAUACAGACAGUUAUGUGCCAAGUGGAAGACACAGUGUGUUGAUCCAAACCCAGUAUUAAAAAUUUACAACUAUACAACGCAAAAUGUGAAUUUUAUCAACAUAUCGUACCCAAUAAUGGCGGGCCCGGGAAAUAUAUCGUAUUUUAUCGGCGGCAGUCUCGGUGGUGUGCAGUUUUACGGCGAUACUAGUAUCGUUAAGUCGGCAAGAGCCAUUUUGUUGUUCUACCCAUUGAAACAUUCACCGAAUAACAUCGAUGAGGCGAGCGUAGAAUUUGAGGAAGAAAUCACCAAAAUGGCGGCUAAAAACAAAUGGACGAAAAUAAAAGUGACGCUUACGGUAUCACAGACGCUGGCCAACGAACUCGAUGACAUCAUCAUACGAAUGAUACCAAGGCUUAUAAUCUCCUUCUUUAUUCUGACAUCAUUUUCUGUUCUAUCUCUGAUGAUGACUGACUGGGUAACCAGUAAACCAGUACUUGGUACUCUCGGCGUGGUAUCGGCACUGUUAGCUGUGAUUUCGACUAUAGGGUUGCUAAGUUACUGUGGCGUGCCCUUUAUUCAUCUCAACAUUGCAAUGCCAUUUUUGACUCUAGGAGUCGGAGUGGAUGAUAUGUUUAUAAUGAUAGCAUCAUGGCGGACAACGUCACCCCGUACCAGCGUACCUGAUCGAAUGGCGGAGACCUUCUCAGAAGCAGCGCUCUCUAUAACGAUAACAAGCAUUACUGAUGUAUUGGCGUUCGGCAUCGGAGCUAUUUCAACCUUUCCUUCUGUUCAAAUAUUCUGUUGUUAUUGUGGGGUUGCCAUUCUAUUUGACUAUAUUUACCAAAUUACUUUCUUUGGGGGUUGCAUGGCUUUGAUUGGACGGCGGGAACGACAAAAUAAACACUGCCUUACGUACGUAAAAGUGUUACCUAAAAGGGAGUCUACGUCGCGAUGUUACCGGUUAUUCUGCGCCGGCGGUAUUAGUUACAGUACAGAUUGUGAUGACGUGAUUCAGGAUCACUCAAUUAUGACUUUUUUCAACAAAUAUUACGGCCCGUUUGUCACUUUGACGUGGGUGAAGGUGAUUACGGUGAUUUUAUAUGUUGCAUAUGUAAGUGUUGCUAUUUGGGGAAGUUUCUAUGCGAGUGAGGGGAUACAGCUAAGCCAACUCGCUCGUGAAGACUCUUCUGACCCUAAUGGCCUGACAUAUUAUGAACUUGAAGAGAGUUAUUUUAACGAAUAUGGACCAGUUAUACAGGUCAUUGUCACCACACCUCAAAAUUAUUCUAACAUGUCUACUGAACAUGAAAUCGAACGUGUCCUCGCUAUGUACAGAACAAAUAGGUAUUUCUACGAUACGGAAUAUUCCACGCAGUCAUGGCUCAGAGAUUACGUAGAGUUUCUCAACAAAAGUGGACUGACUUACCCGGACGAGGACACUUUUGUUUCUCACUUAAGGAGUUAUUUUCUGACCAAUCCGUUAUACGAACAUUACAAACCAGACAUUGCCAUCACCAACAACACCAUCACGUCCUCACGAUUUUCCGUGCAAUCUCGAUACGUUAAAAAUGUUAAAUCGGCCCAGAAUUUUUUGCAUCAAUCCAGAAAAACAGCCGAGGAUUCAAGCCUCCCUAUGAUUGCGUAUCAUCCGUCGUUUGUAUUCAACGACCACGUUGACGUUAUUCUACCCAACACCAUACAAAAUAUUGCGAUAGCCGCUAGCGCUAUGUUAGUUGUUUCGUUUCUUCUUAUUCCUCAACCGAUUUGUGCGUUUUACGUCACGCUCACUGUCGCGUCCAUAGUUGUUGGCGUCAUAGGUUAUAUGUCAUUAUGGAGUGUUGGUAUAGACUUCGUGUCCAUGGUAACAAUCGUAGUCUGUAUUGGUUUCAGCGUUGAUUACUCGGCUCAUAUGACGUAUGCGUUCGUCAUUUCCAAUCGGGAUACUCGCAACGGCCGUACUAUCUACGGUCUGUAUUUACUUGGUUUACCAGUUGUACAAAGUGUGGCUUCCACCAUCAUCGCCAUAGCUCCCUUGUCAACUGCCAACACUUACGUUUUCAGAGCAGUCUUCAAGACGGUAUUUUUGGGUAUUUUCUUUGGUGGUCUUCAUGGUAUUUUAUUUCUACCUGUUCUUUUAUCGCUCGUCGGUCCCAAUAAAUCACAAUCAUCGAAACCCAAAGCGGACGAGGAGGGUGCUCUUGGGAAACGAAGGUUACGUAUGUGGAUGAAAGACCACAGAAAGGAACCACCAGAAAAACGAUGUCAAAUUAAAAUUACACCCCGCAAAGUUAACUUUGUGAAUGACAAUAUCGAUAAGUUUCAAUUUGAUGGUCAGAUUGUUUUGGGGGAAAAUAACAACCCAGGCUUCAGCAAUGUUUGUUGUUCGCGUAGCGAUGAAUAUGGUUAUUCGUCUCCAAUCAUCCCACCCAAGACUCGAGACUGUGAAGAAAUCGGAGCAAAGACCGUUGUUGUGGCUGACAGAUUCGGGUCGCGCGCUAACUCCGGCAAUGGCUGUGUUAUUCCAUACCAAAAGCAUGACUUGGCACCCAAUAUUGUUGCGAUUGAUAAAGGUUAUGUACUGUACAUCUCAAAUACAUACAUACAGAAGUAA